Ceraceosorus guamensis is the source of this 939-nucleotide messenger RNA. RefSeq lists its product as hypothetical. The record is from RefSeq and is a predicted model, not a curated record. Gene Ontology annotation, cellular component: mitotic spindle; DASH complex; mitotic spindle midzone. Gene Ontology annotation, biological process: attachment of spindle microtubules to kinetochore; mitotic cell cycle. The transcript has 3 exons. Bases 387 to 899 code for a protein of 170 amino acids. NCBI's taxonomy places the organism in Eukaryota, Fungi, Basidiomycota, Exobasidiomycetes, Ceraceosorales, Ceraceosoraceae.
CUACUGUAUCACAAGCACAAUUGUGAGUUGUGAAUCAGAUAUAUGGCGCCUAGUGCUCGUUCGUAUCACGCUUCCGAAAGACCUCUUCCUCUCAACGCGCUCAGUCGACACUCAAGAGAUCUCCAUGCAUCGAUAGGUUUCUAUCGGCUUUUUCAUUCUGUUUCCACGCAUACAAGCUGUCCAGAGCGCAUCACACAAACGCCUUUGCCAUCGCAGUCCCCGUACGCCCUUUCACUGCUCCGAUCAUCCACCAAGCAGAAACGAAAAGGCUAGUUGUAGGGCAUAUUUCAGCGACAAGAUCGUAUCCAAAUCCUUCAACAACCGUAUCUCCAAGGCUUGCAGAGGGCCCAACUCGUCCUUCCUCCCGCUCCUGCCUUGUAGCUACAAUGUCGCGACAGUCCGGUGCUCAAUCUGCUCGAGGGUCAGUCUACGCCCCAGUUCCAAUGUCCCAAGGAGCUCCUCCCGGAGGAUCUCUCGGCGCCUCAGCUUCCCAUUUUCAAGCCUCAUCCUCAGCUACCGGACCUGCACCCACGGGGGCAGCAGCUCGUCUAGCUGCCAAGCAGGCCGAAUUGGCAGGACUUAGACAGUUGAAGGAACAGAGCGCUAGGCUGGCGAGGGAUGUGCAGGCUUUGGGCGAUGGAGUGGAUAGUCUUGUAAAUGGUGGAGAUGCCGUCGCAGCAGUUCUCUCCAGCUGGCAAGGCGUUUUCCGAGCAAUCCAACUAGCUCAAGCCUCUACAUUGAGCCGCGACGCAGGUCUGGCAGAUACGGAAGAGACACCAGGAACUGCGACUGGGACGUCAUUCGAGGCUGCUUUGCCAGACACCUUGGUACGCAUUCCCGUCGAUGGACCCGGUGCGGAGGCCAGCGCAGCGGAGGACAAUAGCGCGAGGGAAGAGUGAGGUGUGAUCUGGCUGGCUCACUUCAAGUCUGUAAGCUCUG